This is a messenger RNA of Lytechinus variegatus (green sea urchin), 1390 nucleotides long. RefSeq names its product carboxypeptidase B-like. Gene Ontology annotation, molecular function: metallocarboxypeptidase activity; zinc ion binding. The coding region runs from base 1 to 1212 and encodes 403 amino acids. The record is from RefSeq and is a predicted model, not a curated record. Lineage: Eukaryota; Metazoa; Echinodermata; Echinoidea; Temnopleuroida; Toxopneustidae. Gene Ontology annotation, biological process: proteolysis. The transcript has 8 exons.
AUGCAGUUUGACUUUUGGACUCCCGUUCUUAAAAGAGUAAACCACCCUGUCGAUAUUAUGGUACGACCUGAUCUCCAAAACCUUCUGCGCACGCUCCUGCAGCACAGGGGGCUGGGCUACCACGUCAUGAUAGAUGACGUAGGCAAACUUGUGUCCAGUCAGAUGUCAGAACUAUCAGAACGGCGGGAAAAUGGGCGAUUGAGUGGGACUGCACUGAGUGGCUUCGAUUAUAAUGUUUAUCAUACGUACGAAGAGAUUAUGCAGUGGGUAGAUGACGUAGCUACUGAAUACAGUCAUAUUGUCGAAUCGUUCCUACUCGGGUAUUCAUACGAAGGACGGCCCAUUAAAGGAAUAAAGAUCCGGGGAACUGGAAGCCAUGAUGCAAAUCCUCGCGCUGUCUGGUUUGAAGGUGGCAUUCAUGCUCGAGAAUGGAUCUCACCGGCUACUGUCAUGGGAUUCACUCAGAAGCUUCUUGAUGAAUACGACAACGGUGAUAACCUCGUGGUCGAAAUGUUCGACAACCUAGACUGGUACAUCAUCCCAUCUCUGAAUGUAGACGGCUACAGCUACACAUGGCUAUCGGAUCGAAUGUGGCGUAAGACCCGCUCACUGAACGCCAAAUCAGCAUGCAUUGGUACCGACCCAAAUAGAAACUGGCCCUACGAAUGGGGAGGUGUCGGGGCCAGCACUUGGGAAUGUUCAGAUACCUAUCGAGGCGAAAGAGCCGUCUCCGAGAUCGAAGUUUUCAACGCCAUAGAUUUCUUGAGAAAGAAGAAAGAUGACGGGCAGGACUUCAUCGUGUUCAUUGAUUUCCACAGCUACUCGCAGUUGAUCAUCGCACCGUGGUCGUACCUAGAGUCCGAACCUCGCACCGAAGACUAUGAUGACCAGAUGGCGUUGGCUUUGGAGAUGCAGUCGGCCAUCAAAGAUACACAUGGUGUUGUAUACAAUUACGGGGCCGGGGCAGACAUUUUGUAUGCCUGUUCUGGUGUGACCAGCGACUGGGGUUAUGGCACCUUUUCCACACACGGGGGCAACACUGAUGGUGGACUGGGGGCCAAGUAUUCCUUUACUGUAGAGUUGCGCGAUGAAGGCCAACACGGAUUUCUUCUCCCUGCGGAUCAAAUACAACCAAGUUACGAAGAGAUGCACGCUGCCGUGCGCGCUCUCGGGGCUCAUGUCCUGAACGAGAUGAGUGCUACCGUUCAAUAAACAACCUUGAUAAACACCGUUCAUUUACGAGCUUAUUAUCUAUAACAUCGCUAAUUUAAUGAUUUAUCAGUUAUUCAAAGGUUAAGCAAGAAAUGGUUACUUCAAAGUUUUACAGAUCGAUGUCUUUAUCUUACUGAAUUAUCUGAUUUUGUGAGAUAGUAUUGAUUGAAACCACGCA